Messenger RNA from Chondrus crispus (carragheen), 693 nucleotides. RefSeq lists its product as hypothetical. Bases 1 to 693 code for a protein of 230 amino acids. The record is from RefSeq and is a predicted model, not a curated record. NCBI's taxonomy places the organism in Eukaryota, Rhodophyta, Florideophyceae, Gigartinales, Gigartinaceae. The transcript has a single exon.
AUGCCCUCCCCGCUCUCCGUCCUCACGCUCGCCCUCCUCUUCGCCACUCCCCUCACCCACGCCCGUGUUCUCCGCGACUUCGUUCGCCCCGGCACCAACCGCUCCGCCAAUUCCCCAGCCCUCUCCCUCGCCUUCCCGGUCGAAAACUCCCGCAACCGGCACAACAUCCGCCGCGGCUCCCGCCCGGCCUACGCCCCGCCGGCAGACGACUCCGACCCCCCCGGUGUCCGCAUCUACGACUCGUUGGACGCCGUCCCCACGGCACGUCUCCUCGCCCAGGCUGCACGUCAUAAGAAAUGCUUCUCCAAGGGGCAGACCUUGUGCUGGGCCCCGUACGUCUGUGGUCACAGAUGUGAACAAAUUUUGCUUGCCGUCGACGGGUAUUGCAAGAAGUACGCCCAACCGCCCGACGGCACAGAGUGUACGGAUAAGCAGGGCAGCUGCGCCCUCUCCCUCAGCUGGAAAAGAUGCAAGAAGGCCAGGAAGUUCAACCGCUGUUUUGCCCGCGUGUGUUAUCGCAGAACCGCUGCCCUACGCCAUCACCAACAUCAGAGUCUCGCCAUUCCCAGGCCUGUGAGCUACGAGGAUACCGAGAACGUCGCCAUUGUGCGAUACAGGAGACCCCUGCCCAAGCAUGAAAUACUUGCCAGGAGGAACAGGCAGUCUAGCACUCAGAGCGCAAUUUUCAAAUAA